CGCCCAGUCCGUUCGGCGAAGGCGGCGGGAGGGAGUCCUCGGCUAGGUCGGCCCGGCCGCAUCCCAGCGCGGAGCAGCCAGAAAGGCCGCGCGAAUUGUGCCACGCGUUCGGGAAUCGGGUGGGAAUCAGGCAUAAACACCCCCUUCUGCUCAGCAGGCAGGUGGCGGGCGGGAGAGAGGCUCCGGGGGCCGUGCCCCUCCCUGGCGCCGCGGCCGCUGUGGGACAGCCCCCCUCUGCCCGCCCCCUCGCUCCCUGUAAUUGCAAGGACUCGGCUCCCCCUCCUGCCCCAAACGGGAAGGGAGAGGCAGGAGGCCGCUCGAAAGGGCAGCGCCCCCAGAGCUCUCCUGCGCGGCUGGCGCCUCCCGCUCCGUCUGGACCCCUCAGGAUGGGCUCCAAGUUCCGCAGCUGCUUUCCGCGCGUGAGACGCGGAGGGUCGCGGCGGGCCGGCAAGGCGGGCCCGGGAGAGCCCCCGGAAGCAGCUUCUCCCGACGGCCCCGAAAGCGCGGCAGGCCGAGCACGGUCUACCCCCUCCACCAGCAGCGAGGGCGACCCGCAGAGCGGCCGGGCGUACUUCAGCGGCAAAGCCCGCGUCUCCUUCCGCCACCAGCUCGACUCGGAGCGGGACUCCACCAGCUGAUCCUCCGGGACGAGCCGAAUGCAGGGACGCCCGCGGGGAAGCCUCUUAGGAAUAAAACGCUCCACCCUGUC
Candoia aspera is the source of this 709-nucleotide messenger RNA. RefSeq names its product chromosome 4 C17orf114 homolog (gene C4H17orf114). The transcript has 2 exons. Lineage: Eukaryota; Metazoa; Chordata; Lepidosauria; Squamata; Candoiidae. The record is from RefSeq and is a predicted model, not a curated record. The coding region runs from base 387 to 638 and encodes 83 amino acids.